Messenger RNA from Colletotrichum godetiae, 357 nucleotides. RefSeq lists its product as uncharacterized. Bases 91 to 309 code for a protein of 72 amino acids. The record is from RefSeq and is a predicted model, not a curated record. The transcript has a single exon. NCBI's taxonomy places the organism in Eukaryota, Fungi, Ascomycota, Sordariomycetes, Glomerellales, Glomerellaceae.
AGAUGCGGCUCUGCUUACGGAACUGGACACACCACAUUUUUCUUAAUAGCGAUAGCACACUGCCUCAAGAACACAGACGCAGGCAAAAGAAUGUUUCUUCUGGUUUCUUUGUUUUGGCGGUUUGAUCUUGCGAUGUUGAUUGCUGAUGGCAAACAUUGGUGUUGGUGUUUCGAAGUCUUUGCAACAUCCCGCACCUCGCAUCACGCUUGCCUUAGCCAGCGCAUAGCAAGAGCAACCAUGUUUCGAACCCAAAAAAAUCUAUUAAUGAGCAAGCCCGAUUCUCGACCGAUACGAAAUGAAACAAGCUAGCAUAUUUCCUAAAAAAAAAUCUCAAAUGUUAAAAAAAAAAAAAAAAAA